Messenger RNA from Cladocopium goreaui, 1794 nucleotides. Lineage: Eukaryota; Dinophyceae; Suessiales; Symbiodiniaceae. The record is from the annotation of a GenBank genome assembly.
AUGACGACGCAUGAGUCCCAAGAGAACGAGCUGGGUGGUGACUAUGGAGCUGAGGUCGGCUUGGCCUACGAUGCAUGGUCGCCUGAGAAGACUAUGCUGGCAAUAGCCGAUACGGCUUGCACAAAGACAGUGGCGGGCCAUCAGUGGUACGAAGAAUACUGCGCCUGGGCUGACGCCAACCAUGUCAAGGUGGAGCCCGUGGAAGAGCGGGACAGCUUCAAGUUUGGGGCCUCUCGAGUGCAUCCAUCUCCAUUUGCAGUCUGGGCCCAUUUUGGGAUUGGUGGACAUCACGUCCGCAUCAAGGUGGCCGUCGUCCAGUGCAAGGUGCCCUUGCUCUUCAGCCGUGGAGUUCUGGCAAAGCUUGGCAUGGUCUACCGGGUGGACGAGCAGCGAGCAGAUCUUUUACGACUGCACUUGCGCAAUGUCGAGAUGCAGCUCUCUGACACAGGGCACCCUGCCUUGGUGGUUUCUGAUUUUCCUGAAGACUUUUGCCCCGCUGGACAUAGCUGGACAACUGAUCCAGAAGUCAGCGUGUUGGAGGCAUCCAGCAUCGAGCAAUAUGUGGCGGAGUCUUCGGGGGGCCGGGAACAUGUGAAGGUGUGCAACUACAUGUUUUUGAAGGUCCAUGGCAUCAAUCGUUGGACACCAAACUUUUUGAUCAAGUUGGAGGACUUUGGAUUGGUCGCAGCCGUUUUCCCAAGCGGUUCUCAAGAGGCUCUGCUCAGCCCGGUGAAGAGCGUGAGGCCUCCGGGAAUGCCAGCACAGCCCUUGUCACCAUGGCGGAUGAAUCGCCCCGAGCUGUUGGUGGCACUGGAUGCGCUGCAGAUUCCGGUGCACCCUCGGUGGACUGUGCCCGAGCUGUGGCAGACCCUGAUCGAGCAAACCAGGGUGGAAGUGGAUGUGACCCCGUUGGCUCUGAAAGGCCUGUCAAAGAUGAAUCUGGCCGACCUGAAGACCCGGUGCGACGAGGAGGGUGUAUCCCUUCCGGAGAAGCCCACCAGAGGUCUGAUGAUCAAGCUGUUGAGGGAGAAGGUGCAGCCAGCGGGGGAGCAAGUGGUCACAUUCGGCAAGUACAAGUCUUGGAUGUACAAGGAGAUCCCCGAGGCUUACCUCAAGUGGGCAAUCAAGGAGACCGACGCCAACGCCAACGCAAGCCCGGACUUGGUGAAGUUGGCACAUUGGGCCAAAGAGGACCUGGAGAAACGGGCCACACAGGCCAGGGUGGCUGGGGCGGUGCCGGCUUCCGAGGAUCCGGAAGUGAAGGCGAAGUAUCCGCCACCACCGAUGAGCCUGUCGGGGAGUUCGGCAUCAUGGUCUGUGGUGAGCGGAGGUUACACCAGCCAGAGGGGAAAGGGAACACCCAUUCCGAAGAGAGACGCGGCCACUAUGGACGCGGCUCGCAUUGCCGAGAUGGACAUGGAGCUGCCGGAGGAAGCCCAAGCAGAGAUGCUUCGGCAGCUGAUCAACGACGAGGAGGUCUCUGUGAAUGUGGAGGCUAUCGGGCUUGGCAAGCAUGAGUAUAAGGAGACAGUCGGGCUCGGCAAGUCGGCGGAUGUGGACACUUUUGAGUAUAAGGACAUGAUCGGGCCUGGCAAGACAAAGUAUGACAUUGCUCCGGAUGAGCAUGCGGGUGGUGCUGGUGUGAAGUGGUGGCCGGGAUCUAGCUUUUGGAGCCCCGAGUCGGAGGAGUCGGAAGAUUUGAGAUCGCCUCGCAAAAAGGCAAAAGAUGGCAUGAAGAGGCGGAAGAUGAACUCCAGCACCAAGCGGAAGCUUCAGCACACCAUCAGGAUCUAA